Molecule: messenger RNA, 1022 nt
Organism: Malurus melanocephalus (red-backed fairy wren)
Lineage: Eukaryota; Metazoa; Chordata; Aves; Passeriformes; Maluridae
Gene: NEMP1
Product: nuclear envelope integral membrane protein 1
Exons: 7
Coding region: 73-996 (307 amino acids)
Cellular component (GO): nuclear envelope
Source: RefSeq, a predicted model, not a curated record
CGCUGCUCCUCGACAGCCGCCGUCAGGCGUGCGGCGGAAACGGAAGCGGCCGGCGCCGCCGCGGCGGGAGGGAUGAAACCGGCACCGGGGCGGCAGCGGCUCCCGGUGCUGCUCUUGUUGUUCCUGCCCUUCCUGCCCCUGGAAGUUGCAGGCACCAAGGAUCCCAUCAUCCCGCUCCAGGAGGGCCACGUGUCCGUGCACAACAAAUCCCAGCGCUUCUGCUACACCAACACCCGCGUCCCGCAAUGGCACGACAUCUGGACCAGGACACAGAUCCGCCUCACCAGCAGCCGGAUGAUCCGCGUCACCCAGGUGGACAGCGAGGAGGAGCUGGAGAAGUUCAGCGUGUGGAACGUGGUGUUCUCCUUCCUGCGGGGCAAGCUCAACGACACCAGCAUCGACGUGGAUCUCUACAGCAACAAAACCUGCCUCAAGGUCGAGCUGCUGGAGCCYGCCACCAACUACUCCGUCGUCCUCUUCCGACGCUUUGACCCUAAGCUGUUCCUUGUCUUCUUCCUGGGCCUGUUGUUGUUUUUCUGUGGGGACACGCUGAGCAGGAGCCAAAUUUUCUACUACUCGGCCGGCAUCAGCGUUGGGCUGUUGGCCUCGCUGCUCGUCCUCGUCUACAUGAUGUCCAAGGUCAUGCCCAAGAAAAGUCCUGUGUACUUUCUGCUGGUUGGAGGUUGGUCCUUCUCCCUGUACCUGCUUCAGCUGAUCUUCAAGAACCUGCGGGAGAUCUGCAGGUACUACUGGCAGUACCUGUUAGGUUACCUGCUCUUCGUGGGCCUCCUGAGCUUCGCYGUGUGCUACAGGUACGGCCCCUUGGAGAACGAGCGCAGCAUCAACCUCCUGUCCUGGGCCCUGCAGCUCCUGGGGUUGCUGCUGAUGUACUCGGGCAUCCAGAUCCACCCCAUCGCCCUGAGCCUGGUGUUCAUUGCCAUCUGCACCAAGAACCUGGAUUAUCCCUUGCAGUGGGCCUUCGCUGCCUACAGGUGAGGCCUGAGGGAUUCCAGCUGCUCACA